AUGGUGCGCCUCGCUGUCUCUUAUAUAAAACUUCAUUCCGCUGUUCCUUUUCAAAUGCAAAAUAGAGAGUUAUUGCCGCAGUUUAUCGACCUAUUGGAUCUGUUGGAUGGGUUCAUCAUGGUUUUGGGGGCAGAUGGAGAUAUAUUGUAUGUCAGCGAGACGAUCAGUGUUUAUAUGGGGUUAUCACAGGUCGAGUUAACCGGGAUGCCAUUUAAAGAUUAUGUCCAUCCGGACGAUUAUGCACUUUAUCAAUGGGCCUUGGCAGCUUCAAAAUUGGAUUAUCAGCCGACUGGGUUGAGUCUACGAGUUGUAAGUUCUUUAACGAAACGAGCGAAUAGAGAAAUGGCAAGAGCAUCGCCGGGUUUUAAGGUUGUUCGAAUGGAACUGCGUGCUACCAAGAAUUGUGUAUUUGUACACCUAUUCCCUAUUCCACAACUUGUACUCUCCACAGUCACAUUCCCGUCUUAUUCAAUGUAUCUAUGCUUGCAAGUCGACUUCCGGAUACUACACAUUUCUACGGUCCUCGAACAACUUAUCGUACCAAGUAUGCUUGCGGAAAUCGGCGUGAAAGAUACUACCUUUUACAACUAUGUACAUCCUGACGACCUGGAAAUUAUAAAAAGAAUCCACUAUGACGCUUUCCACCUUCGAUCUCACAAGACGCCAUACUUUCGAUUGAUUCAAAAUGGCACCAGUGAUAUCAUUUAUGCGCAGGCAAUCGCCUAUCGGUAUACAUCACAGACCCUAAAAUAUAAUGUCGACUCGAUCUCGUUGAUUAUUCAAACCUUG
Molecule: messenger RNA, 789 nt
Organism: Mesorhabditis spiculigera
Lineage: Eukaryota; Metazoa; Nematoda; Chromadorea; Rhabditida; Rhabditidae
Source: the annotation of a GenBank genome assembly